Pneumocystis carinii B80 is the source of this 307-nucleotide messenger RNA. RefSeq lists its product as hypothetical. Lineage: Eukaryota; Fungi; Ascomycota; Pneumocystomycetes; Pneumocystales; Pneumocystaceae. The transcript is spliced from 2 exons. Bases 47 to 262 code for a protein of 71 amino acids. The record is from RefSeq and is a predicted model, not a curated record.
CCCUUAAUAUUUAUUAUUUCGAUCAAAUAGAUCAAAUAUCAUAGAAAUGCCGUUGCCGCAUGAAGCACUAUUGCCUUUCUGUAUUAUUAUUGGUAUGUUUGCAGUGACAGGAGGACUUUUAUCAGCAGCUAAACAUUAUCGUAAUGAAGGUUAUAGUCCUCGAUAUUCAUUGGAUCAAUGGGAUAAACAAAUGAUGGAACGGGACCGACGAUUAACGGGGUCUCUUCGUAAGCAAAGUGAUGCAGCUCGUUAUCGUGUAUAAACCAUUUGCAAAGGACAGAUAUUUGUAAUAAAUUGGAGGUGAAUA